Megalopta genalis is the source of this 3146-nucleotide messenger RNA. RefSeq lists its product as uncharacterized. Lineage: Eukaryota; Metazoa; Arthropoda; Insecta; Hymenoptera; Halictidae. The record is from RefSeq and is a predicted model, not a curated record. Gene Ontology annotation, molecular function: microtubule motor activity; ATP binding; microtubule binding. Gene Ontology annotation, biological process: microtubule-based movement.
AAGCGGCGAUAAUCGAUCGGUCGUCGUCGAUUAUUAAUCGCAAGUUCGUACGUUCUCCGCAUAGUAGGUGAACAGGUUAGACGAACGAAAUGGUCAAGAAUGCGAUCAAAGUGUACGCGAGAUUGAAACCGGAAAAGAACCGGAAGGCCGUCGUGAACUACGCCGUCCAUCAUCGUCCGAAAGAGGAUCUCGAGGAGGAUUUCUUGAUCCUCGUUUCGCCGGCGCAAAAAACGCGGGACGGCCCCGACAACCGUCCGGAGUCGUGGAAUUACUCUUUCUUCCGAGUGUUCGAGGAAUCCGCGACGCAAGCGGACAUCUUCGAGAGCGUGGCGAGGCCGGUUAUGGAAAGCGCUCUCGAAGGCUACAACGGGACCAUUUUCGCUUACGGCCAGACGGCGAGCGGAAAGACGCACACGAUCGUCGGUAGUCAAGUAAACAGCGACAGCCGCGGCAUCAUACCCAGAUGCCUGCAAUACGUGUUCGACGCCAUUCAAAAGCGGCCGGAGAACCUGUACACGGUCGAAGUGGCUUUUCUGGAGAUUUACAACGAGAACGGCUACGACCUGCUCGAUAGACGGCAACGAGAGUAUGCGGUUACAAGAUUGGAAGAUUUACCCCGUGUCUCGAUACAGGAAGACGAAAGCGGGCAGCUGCAUUUGAAGAACCUCAGUUUCCACGGCGUCGAGUCUUUCGAGAAUGCUUUCCAGUUGCUUUUGGUGGGUGAGAACAAUCGGGUCACUUCAGAAACCCCGAUGAACCCCCAGUCAUCAAGAUCACACUGCAUCUUUACCAUCGUGGUCUCUAUGAAGGAGUUCGGCGCUGAUCACUAUAAACGGGCGAAAGUGCACUUGGUAGACCUAGCUGGGUCUGAACGGGUCUACAAAUGCUCGAUAAGCGGCACCAUACUGACCGAGGCGAAGCACAUUAACCUGAGCCUACAUUACUUGGAGCAAGUCAUAGUAUGUCUGGGUCAGGAGAGUGUCGGUCACAUUCCGUACAGAAAUUCGUAUUUGACGUCGAUUUUGAGGGACAGCUUGGGCGGAAACUGUAUGACCGCCAUGUUGGCAAAUUUGAGUACCGUAUCAUCGAACAUAGAGGAGACAAUUUCUGCGUGCAGGUUUGCCCAAAGAGUGGCCAUGAUAAAUAACGAUGUGAAAUUAGUCUUGCAUACGAGCGUUCGAAGCGAGAACGCGUUGCUGAAAUUGGAGAACGAGAGGCUCAAGAAACAGAUUGAAGCGAUGACAAAAGGGAUUUCAUCCGAGGAACUAACCGCCGAAGAUAAAUGGAAGUUGGAUGCUCAGAUUAGAAACUUCAUAGAAUUCAACGCUAAGAUCUCUUGGAAUUACAGUUUGCAGAGUGUCGAAUACUGUUUCGAAAGUUUCAGAAGAAUUUUGGAGCUGAGCAAGGACCCAAAGAGUUGUUCGAUGAAAUUGGAAUACUACAAAGACUUGGUUUUUCAAAGGGACAAGGAAAUUUCUCUGUUAAUCGAUCUGCUGAAUAAGGGAAAGGAGAAAAGGCAGUUCAGCGUGAAGGAAGGCUCUCUCAAAGAAUCAAAACUCCCCGGCGAUAAACACCUGAUUUUACCCGAUGAAGCAGGAUCUCUAACUAACAAUCCCGAUGAACUUACGUCGAACGUAGAAACGAGUGAUUAUGAUGGACGAUCAGGUAUGCAAUUAGUGGAUCACGCGAAUAAUGGAAAUCGACCGACAACUGUUUCAGAAAGUCGAACAACGUGCACGGAAGAUAACAAAACGAAUGCUGCUGAUUCAUCGUCCGCAAUGACUAGCGUUCUCGAUGAUAAAAUAUCAAUUAACAGCGUUCGUUCGAGAAACCACAAAAAGAAAUUCAAGGAUUACACGCCUGUUCUGACGUGCGAUUUUAACGAUAAUUCACGGAACACUGUUGUCAAUGAAAGUAAAAACAAUUGCAACAAGAACGGUGUUAACGACCGCCCUAACUUUCUCGCGAACAACAUAGCGAACGUUCGAAACCGGAAAAAAUCGCUCGAGCUAAUUUCAGCGAAUAAACAUGUUUCCGUGAACAAUAUACAGCCGGAGUUGUUGAGCUGCAACAUCGUCAAUGUAACUCUGGGCGAUUCGACGGUGAACAAGAAUCCAGAAGAACAGCGACAAGUAGCUCGUAAGGCUGAAAAGAAACAAGCGAGGAACGGCGAAAUUAAAAACUCGACGAUUAAAAAUGCCGAGACCACGCUGCUGUCGGAAAGUACAGUUAAUCAAGAAAGUGACGGAAAGGCUCGCGGUAAAAAUGUCAAUGAUUCUGUCGUCAGCGACGACGACCCGAUUCUAUUUUACGAGAAAAUGUUGCGCUUCAAUGGGCCCCAAAGUGAAACUAAAUCGCCUCUGACUUCGGAUUUGUCUACGAUCGAAUCUCAAUAUUCGAAUAACAUCAUGCAGAGCCUCGACGCGAAAUUGAGAUCGCGAACUCAAAAUUAUGACUUGAAAUUGAGGCAUAAAUUUCUCACUAACUGCGAUUUGCUUCGCGAGCAUCGACCGACUGCGUCGACUCAGGAUUUUAACUUUGACAACAAAUUCGAGAACGACGAUGGGAAUCGUUCGGUUUCCGUGAGCUCUUCCCGCGGCAGUUUUCAAAAUGAUCGAUUCGUUGACAAUGCGAGUUCGCAGAGGUUCGUGGAACCGCUCGUGGCAACCAAUGUUCGCGACGAAGAGAAAGACGAGAUCGCGCGGUACGGUAGAAGCAGCGUUUAUUUUUCUAACCGUGAAAUUGAGAGUAACGCGAGCAAAAGAAGCGGUGGUAGAAAGUCGAGUGUCGGCAGCUUCACGGCUGACCGGCAAGAAAAAUCGAGUGCCAGCGCAAGAAGUAAAACUAACGAUGAUUUCCAUCAGAAGUUGGAUCGUGGUCGAGGUAACGGCAGUUUUGAAGACUCACUUCCUCUGACAGGUGAUCCGGAAAUCGACGAGGAGAUCAUUGCUUUUUACGAGGCCAAGCGGCUGGGCGGCGUUUAUUAACAAACUCUUUUUCUACGAACCGCAACAGUGAUUACAAUCGCGCAGUAUCAGCGCAUAACUUAGUACUUUCGGUACCAAUAGUAAGUUCACGUUUGCGAACCAAUUUAUACAAAACUCUUAUAAGAAAACUUAUACAAUUAUAAGCAUAGAUAAUCGAUA